UGUCAAGGACCACUCGCUCCGCCGACGACAACCGUCUCAACUGCAUUCAGUACUUGCAGUGUCCAACAUGCCUCCUUUCAAGGACGAGAACAUUUUGAUCAUUGCGCCAGGUUCUCAAACAACCUUGGCGCAACUUGGUCUACCAGAAUCAUUCACACCCGCUUCCCAUAGAUUCCCUACUCGCAUGUUCCUUGCGCCCGAUGGAAAGACCUACGAGCCUCACAAGAUUCGUUCUAGGAAGAAGGAGGUUGUCAGCAAUGGGGAUGUGGCGAUGGAGGGGACUAGCGCUGCGAAUGGGGUUGAGGAAGAGGAGUUCUACGAGGAUCCAGAGGAUAAUGAAGGAGCUAUCUAUCCACUGAAAGAGGGCCGAAUCGAAAACAUGCCAGCCUUCUUCGCUUUCCUGCAACAUGUCCAUGCUACCUUCGGUCCUCAGCUCCAUUCACCGAUUAUGUUGAUCGCACAACCAUGUUGGACAGCUAAGAACCAUGAGGAUGUCACACAAUUCAUAUUUGAGAAGUUCAAGACCCCGGCUCUCUGUAUUAUGGACAGUGCUCUGGCUACAUCGUAUGCUUUCGGUAUCGCCAAUGCCACAAUCAUCGAUGUGGGCUUUGAGAAGGUCGAUGUUACUGCUAUAACCGAUUUCCAGAUUUCAGGCAGAGGGGUUGUCCCAAAAUCUGGAGGAGAAGCUAUGACUCGGCGAUUGAUGCAGUUGCUCGAGUCAAAGGACUUCACUCGAGAUAUGGCUGAGCAAUUAAAGAAGAGUAUGAUCUGCGAGAUUCUACCACCAGGAACUCCAUUACCAGGUACAGACGAAGCAGCAGUGGCUGAGGAUGUCAUUACCAACCCAGCAGCGGCCGCAUCGACAGGUGCUGCUUCAUCCGGCCCAAGUGUCAAGAUCACCGAACCCCCCCGAGUUGCAGGACUAGAGCCCGAUCCAAUAGACGAUGAUCUUGGUCUCGAUGAGAAAGUUGUGGACGAUGAUGGUGUUUUGGAUGUUGCGAGUAUCGUGACUAGUGGCAAAACUCAGGAAUUCUUAGCGAAGAAGGAAAAGGAGAAGGCCGAAAAGGCAGCUGCACGAAAGGCAACAAGAGACGCGGAAAAGGCUGAGGCUGCAGCUGCAGCGGCGAGACCAGCAAGACUACCGAACUCGAAACGCCCUCGGGCCAUGUUUCAUUAUGAAGAGACUGUCAAGGAGGCACCCGUGGCUAAGAGACAAAAGACCCCUGAGGUAGCACCACCGCCGCCAGCAGUUGUUGAAGAGCCUGUAUCUGCUGUCGAAGCUAAGCCGAUGGGCAGUGAUGGCUUUCCAUCAAUGGGUGGCGAUCCUGCUGAGGAGGCCGCACGACGAGAACAGCAAAAAGCUGCACGAAAGGAGGAACGAAGAAAGAUUCGCGAAGAAGAAAAUCCUGAUCGAAUUCGCCGAGAUAUUGAGAUUGGUGUUGAGCGUUUCCAAGCUGCGAGCGAGGGCAUGAUCGAUUCUAUCGCAGAUACAGUCCACAGGACUGUUCUCUCGGUCAACGACAUCGGGAAGAGACAAGAUGCUUGGGAUGCACUGGUCAUUUGUGGCUCAGGAUGCAAAGUCAGAGGCUUCAAAGACGCUCUACUUGCUACCUUGAACAACCGGUACCUUGUAUCGCCAAGCUCUGCAACCAUGUUCAUGAGCGAGCUACCCUCCAACAUUGCCACACCCAGUGGUACCGGAUCAAUGACUCCCAAUGCCUCGUUCUCAUCUACGCCUCAUGCUCCUCCUACCGCCAGCGCAGUCAACCCCCUUCUUCUAGCUGCUACAACGGCAUCAAACCCUGUACUCAACCCCAACCUGUCGGUAGCUUCAUUCAACGGCAACGGCGCUCCUUCCCACUCCUCCCACUCUCAAUCUCCAACAAGCAUCAAGACCGCUACUCCUCCAAGUUACUUCCCUGAAUGGAAGCAAUACGACGAAGCCGUGUUCCUAGGGUCGCAGGUUGCGGCGAAGGUGAUAUUUGUCGUGGAUCAAGGACUGUCAAAGGGCUUCCUUUCAAGAGUUGAGUUCAACGAAGAAGGCCCUACGGCUAUUCAUCAAGUGGGACUUGUAUUCUAGGUGCCUCGGUUUAGGGUCGUCUUCAAAGGGGAGUUUUGGGUGUAAAUGAAAGCUAUCUGUACCGAGAAGAUCUGAAUGAAAAGCAAUACCCUUCUAUGCACGACUUGAAAUUGCUCAAAAAAAACAUGUCUGAGGUGAUUGACAUGUGUAUCAAUGUAACUUACGAAGGCUAUGGUUGAUAAGUGAUAUUUUUGCAAUUGCAAGUUCUUAUAACACC
Molecule: messenger RNA, 2297 nt
Organism: Mollisia scopiformis
Lineage: Eukaryota; Fungi; Ascomycota; Leotiomycetes; Helotiales; Mollisiaceae
Exons: 3
Coding region: 68-2080 (670 amino acids)
Source: RefSeq, a predicted model, not a curated record